Messenger RNA from Drosophila santomea, 2994 nucleotides. RefSeq names its product protein argonaute-3. The transcript is spliced from 9 exons. Gene Ontology annotation, biological process: regulatory ncRNA-mediated gene silencing. Lineage: Eukaryota; Metazoa; Arthropoda; Insecta; Diptera; Drosophilidae. The record is from RefSeq and is a predicted model, not a curated record. Gene Ontology annotation, cellular component: P granule. Bases 321 to 2930 code for a protein of 869 amino acids. Gene Ontology annotation, molecular function: protein binding; piRNA binding.
CUGAGUAACGCAUAUUGUCGAGAAAAUUCAUGACAAUACGAAAUAUUUAGAGUUCAGGCCUUUUUACAAUUCCGUGUCUAUAUGAUACUAAAGUUGACAGAUUGGCAUUGAAUACUGUUCAAGCUGACCAAAAAUAUUGUGAUCGAUAGCAUGAGAAUCGUAGAUUUUGCAAAUGCCCCCUGCAGAAUAUAUAAUCUGUUUAGUUUCUAGCUGUGGUACGUAAAUCUUAAAGGCACUGGAGAGUCGAAAUAUUUCCGCUUGUACUUUUGACUGCAUUCUGCUGUUCAGUUGUUCUUCAGCGUGCGCACAUUAGCCAGAUCAUGUCUGGAAGAGGAAACUUGUUGAGUUUGUUUAAUAAUAAUGCUCGCAAUAUGGAAAUAUCAAAUUCAAGUGAAGAUUAUGCAAUCGACAGUGGCUUGGACUUUGAGAAUUCUGAAACAAGUGGGGAAUGUUUUCUGUCAGGCCAUAAUAUUGAAACUGAUCUUAUAACCACUCUUCAACAUGUAAACAUUUCGGUCGGUCGGGGACGUGCUAAGCUUAUACACACUUUAAAAAAAGAUCGGCCUACAUCAGAACAAUUUAUAACAACUGAAUUGUUAAACUCAAAGGAAAACAUCGAAAACUCAAAGAAGUCCAAAUUGGAAGCAAUUGCUUUACAAAAUGGAUUAUUUUUUCCAGAUAUAGUUCACGGAUCAAAAGGUUCGUCUGUUAAUAUUUAUUGUAAUUACUUGAAGCUAACAACAGAUGUAUCCAAGGGAGUUUUUAAUUACGAAGUGCGCUUUUUUCCUCCAAUUGAUUCGGUUCAUUUAAGAAUUAAAUAUUUAAACGAACAUAAGGAUAAGCUCGGAGGAACCAAAACAUUUGACGGCACAACUCUAUAUUUACCUAUUUUAUUGCCAAAUAAGAUGACUGUAUUUGUUUCAAAAGCCGAAGAUGCUGAGUUACAGAUUCGCAUUUUAUUCAAAAAAAAAGAAGAUAUGAGGAACUGCACGAAGUUAUAUAAUAUUUUAUUCGAUAGAGUUAUGAAAACAUUAAAUUAUGUUAAAUUAGAUCGCAAGCAUUUUGAUCCUUUGCGACCAAAAAUAUUACCACUGGCAAAGUUAGAAGUUUGGCCUGGAUAUGUUACAGCCGUUGACGAAUAUAAAGGUGGUUUAAUGCUAUGCUGCGACGUUUCGCAUCGUAUACUUUGUCGAAAAACUGUUCUGGAAAUGUUGGUCGAUCUUUAUCAGCAAAAUAUAGAGCAUUACCAAGAAUCCGCUAGAAAAAUGUUGGUUGGAAAUAUUGUGUUAACUAGGUAUAACAAUCGUACGUAUAAAAUAAAUGAGAUUUGUUUUGAUCAAAAUCCAAAAAGUCAGUUUCAAAUUAAAACUGUCUGCACAAGUUACGUUGAAUAUUAUAGACAAUAUCACAACAUAAACAUAAAAGACGUUAAUCAACCACUCCUUCAUAGUAUAAAGAAAUCAAGAACAACUCCAGCCGAAAAGGAAAAUGUUCAGUUUUGUUUAAUUCCAGAAUUAUGUUAUCUUACUGGGCUGCGGGAUGAAAUACGGUCAGAUAACAAGUUAAUGCGCGAGAUUGCUGCAUUUACAAGAGUUUCGCCAAGUCAACGACAAACGGCGUUAAAUAAGUUUUACGAAAAUGUUUCAAGGACGCCCGCCGCACAAGAUGUCCUAAAUAGCUGGGGACUUGGAUUAACGAAUAAUUCCAACAAGAUAGCUGGACGUCAAAUGGACAUAGAGCAGAUAUGUUUUUCAAAAAUGACAGUGUCGGCCGGAAAAACUGCAGAGUUCUCCAAAUAUGCUGUGAGCAAUGAAAUGUUGGAAGUAGUUCAUCUGAGUAAAUGGAUUAUUAUACAUUUAAGAAAUGAUAUGCGAGCUGCAAAUAACUUGCUCGACAACAUGAAGCAAAGUUGUAAGUCACUUGGUAUGAACAUUUCUAUACCAACAAUGAUUUCUUUGGAUCAUGACCGAAUAGAUGCUUACAUUCAAGCACUGCGACGAAAUAUAACAACGAAUGCGCAAAUAGUCGUAUGCAUUUGUCAUAACAGUAGAGAUGAUCGUUAUUCUGCAAUAAAAAAAAUAUGUUGCUCGGAAAUUCCCAUACCAUCACAGGUUAUAAAUGCUACAACCUUACUAAAUGAAUCAAAAAUUCGUUCCGUGGUUCAAAAAAUUGUGCUACAAAUGAACUGUAAAAUUGGAGGCUCAUUAUGGACGGUAAAAAUUCCAUUUAAAAAUGUAAUGGUUUGCGGAAUAGACUCAUAUCAUGAUCCAUCUAAUCGGGGAAAGUCAGUUGCUGCAUUUGUGGCCUCAAUAAAUUCGUCAUACUCACAGUGGUAUAGUAAGGCUGUUCUACAAACAGAUCGUGAAGAAAUGGUUAAUGGGCUCUCUGCAGCUUUAGAAAUUGCUUUACAAAUUUAUCAUAAAAGGAAUGGCAAACUCCCUGAUAAUGUUAUAAUAUACAGAGAUGGAAUUGGAGAUGGAGAGCUUAAUACUUGUCUGAAUUACGAAAUUCCACAAUUUGAAAUGGUGUGUGGAAAUGGCAUCAAAAUUUCAUUUGUUGUAGUCCAAAAACGGAUCAGCACUCGCAUAUUUUCGGGGAGUGGCAUUCAACUUGAAAACCCAUUACCAGGAACUGUCAUUGACCAACAUAUAACAAAAUCAAAAAUGUACGAUUUUUUUUUGGUUUCACAAUUUGUACGACAGGGUACUGUAACCCCAACUCAUUAUGUUGUUUUACGAGAUGACUGCAAUUAUGGACCGGAUAUAAUUCAAAAGUUAAGUUAUAAACUUUGUUUCUUAUAUUACAAUUGGGCUGGUACAUUACGAAUUCCAGCUUGUUGUAUGUACGCUCACAAAUUGGCUUAUUUGAUUGGACAAAGUAUUCAAAGAGAUGUGGCUGGAGCACUUUUGGAAAAGCUGUUUUAUCUUUAAGUUAUAAAAUGAAAACAUGUUUCAAACAAUACAUAGAAUACCAUUAAAAAAAAAAUAAAUAAAU